GUCCACUCUACAGCUUUCGUUUCAUGACAAUCAAUUGUUUUCUACUUCUAGAAUUAAAAAAUUGAUUAUCCAUGACUCACCCUGUCACACAGCUGAGUAGCUGACCUACUGUCCUACUCAUCCUGCAAAUCAUAAAUCAUUAGCACCUCCUAAAGGUUCCCAUAUCACAAUUUACACAUCUUACUCAAUCAAAGAUCAAUGCCCCCCAAAAAAAUAAAAUUUCUUUCAAAUAUUAUUCCUUUGAUUUUUUCUGCUUACGUACCAUAUAAACUAUUCAUUGUCAAACUAUAUUAUAUAUCAAAAUUUCCCAUACUUCUGCAUAAUUUCUUCUGAUUUUAGUGGUUGAUUUGCACUCGACUAAUUCAUAGUGAGCAAUAACAAGAACAGGUCUUGCUCGUAUUUUGUUUUUUUCUUCAAAUCAUUAUAGUAGUUUAUAAUCUACUUUCUUUUGUCCCUUCAUCUUUAAUUUGGGUUCUUUUUUUGUGGGUAUUUCCCCAAAUUCUUAUUGAUUUGAGAAAAAUUAAAGACAUGAAACUAUGCCCAAUUUGUAAAAGAUUCAAUCUUUUCUGUAAAUUUAGGGCAUACCCUUAUACCAAAUUCUUUGUCUCUUAUGGAGAAAGAGAAGAAUUCAACUGAUAUCAUCAAUGUUCAAACCCCACUUCUUCAACCUAAUGGGACCCACCAACAGAUUCAUCAACCUAUUAACAAUAAUCACAAUAAUGAGCAACAACAACAACAACAACAUCAAGUUGAUCAUAAACAACAAGAGAAUGUUGCCAAUGUUGUUGUUGUUGUUGCUGCUGAUGUUGAUGGAGAAGAAGAAGAUACCCAACUUGAUAAAACCCUUAAAAAGUUGGAAUUUUAUCUCAGAUUUUUGGGUUUUGAUCAGACAACUCCAUUGAGGUUUAUUUUGUCUUGGAUUGUGUUUUUGAUUGUGGGUGUUGCAGUUCCUGUGUUAAUUAUUGAGCUCACCCAUUGUUUGGAUUGUGAAGAUUAUCAAGUGAAGGAUUUUGAGUAUGAAAUUCUUACCUCACAUCUUCUUCUUGGUGGUGUUUCUUUGAUUUGUGUGGCCUACAAUAUUAAUAAAAGAGGGUUUCGGAAAUUCUUGUUUGUUGAUCGGUAUAGGGGGCAUACCUCCCGUUUCAAGGAUCAAUAUAUCAAAAAGAUUAAGGGUUCCUAUCGCCUGCUGUUACGGUCGUUGCUUCCUUGUUGCAUCUUGAAGGCGGUUCAUGAGAUCAUGCGCAUGAUAUAUGUGCAAAACCAAUCUUGGUGGCUGGCUAUUUUCAAUGCCGUCGUAUUAGUAGCAUCUUGGACAUACCUAAGUGUGAUAACUCUGGCAGCCUGCAUUCUCUUUCAUUUAGCCUGCAAUUUGCAAGUUAUCCAUUUCAAUGAUUAUGCAAAACUCUUGGACAAAGAAUCCAGUAUUAUGGCUUUGAUGGAUGAGCACAUGCGAUUAAGGGAGUACCUCUCCAAAAUCAGCCAUAGAUUUCGAAUAUAUCUUAUCUUGGUCUUCCUGUUUGUCACUGCUAGCCUAUGUAUGACGCUGGUACAGAUCACGGGUGUUAAUGGAAGAGUUACUUUUCUAAAUGGUGGAAAUUUUGCUGUGACUUCGAUUGUCCAAGUUGCUGAGACAAUUCUUUGCUUGCAUGCUGGUACAAAAAUUUCCUCCAGAGCCCAGGGAAUUGGUGCAGUGGCAUGUAGAUGGCAUGCAUUAUUAACUUGCAAGUCCCUUGAAGGAAGACGUUCAAUUUCAAUGGGCUCAUUAUCUUCAAAUUAUUCUGGGAGUGAAUCGAGUUUGCUAGAUGAAAAUUCAAUUGUUAGCCACUCGCAAUUUGCUUCUGUUUCUUCAUAUAACAAGAGACAGUCUUUUGUGAUGUAUUUGCAGACGAAUCCUGGAGGGUUAACCUUGUAUGGAUGGACGGUGGAUCGGUCGCUUUUGUCCACAAUUUUUGCGGUCGAGCUCUCACUGGUUUUGUUUGUAUUAGGUCAAACCAUUGUUUUCUCUUCCCCAUCAGAGUGACACUUUUUCGGGUACUACAGUGUUCCACCAUGGAUUACUAUCAGCUACGCAGAUGAUGUUUUGUUCUGAUUAAUUGCUUCACGGUUUAAAGGUCUGUUAUCAUACUUGGAAAAAAACCUUAUAGCAAACUUCAUUUCAAGACUGCUUUUUGUUUGCUCCCUCGGAUUCUUACCGCCAUUGCGUGCUAUAUUUUGGUGCACGAGGCGGAUCCAACCUAAUUGCUGAUUACACUGAGUGCAGCCUUCCAUCUUGUAUAUUUUGUACCUCGUAGUAUAUUCGUUUGUAUAUAAAUUUUUUGAACAAUGAACAUUAAAUUGGUUUCCCCAACUGGAACUAUAUUGUAAGAUGUAAAAGUGACUAUUGUAUACUUGAGUGAAUGUGAAUAAAUAUGAUCAUGGAUGCUGUUUGUAA
Messenger RNA from Beta vulgaris subsp. vulgaris (sugar beet), 2431 nucleotides. RefSeq lists its product as hypothetical. The record is from RefSeq and is a predicted model, not a curated record. Bases 611 to 2020 code for a protein of 469 amino acids. NCBI's taxonomy places the organism in Eukaryota, Viridiplantae, Streptophyta, Magnoliopsida, Caryophyllales, Amaranthaceae. The transcript has 4 exons.